Molecule: messenger RNA, 312 nt
Organism: Heterotrigona itama
Lineage: Eukaryota; Metazoa; Arthropoda; Insecta; Hymenoptera; Apidae
Source: the annotation of a GenBank genome assembly
AUGUUAAUGGAAAGUGUGGAAGCAGUUCUAAAAUUGUAUGAUACAGAAUACGAACAGUUUAAAACGAAUAAUUUUAGUUUAAUAGAUAAACAUUUUUCUGAAUUGUUGGAAAUGUGUGAUGUACAUUACACGCUAUAUCAUGCAGGUGGAACUUGUAAGAUCGGACCAAAAUCGAAUCCUGAGGCUCUGAUCGAUGAAAGAUUGAAGAUUUAUGGGAUCGAUGAUUUGAGGAUUGUUGAUGUAUCGAUCAUACUGAGGAUUGUUAAGGGAGAAUACGAACGAAUAUACUAUUAUGAUCACAGAGAAAUAUAG